This is a messenger RNA of Peromyscus eremicus (cactus mouse), 4055 nucleotides long. RefSeq names its product sperm motility kinase X-like. The coding region runs from base 1 to 2718 and encodes 905 amino acids. The record is from RefSeq and is a predicted model, not a curated record. Gene Ontology annotation, molecular function: ATP binding; tau-protein kinase activity; protein serine/threonine kinase activity. The transcript has 6 exons. NCBI's taxonomy places the organism in Eukaryota, Metazoa, Chordata, Mammalia, Rodentia, Cricetidae. Gene Ontology annotation, cellular component: cytoplasm. Gene Ontology annotation, biological process: intracellular signal transduction; microtubule cytoskeleton organization; protein phosphorylation.
AUGGACUAUGCCAUAGGCGGAGAGCUGAUGGACAGGAUUGUGGAGUUUGGCUACCUACAGGAGGAGGAGUCCCGUAAGGUAUUUAAACAGAUGGUAUGUGCCCUUCAGUAUUGUCACAUGAAAGGGAUUGUUCACAGGGAUCUAAAGCCUGAAAAUAUUUUAGUGGACGGCAAAGGAAAUAUAAAACUCAGUGAUUUUGGACUGAGCACCAAGCUUACCCUGGGGCAGAAGCUAGCACAUUUCUGUGGGACCGUUCCUUAUUGUGCCCCAGAAGUCUUUAAAGGUGGAGGCUACGAUGGCCGAGCAACCGACAUCUGGAGUUUGGGGGUUGUACUCUACUUUAUGUCUACAGGGUGCCUCCCUUUCAAGGGAACUGCCUUUGUAGGAAUAAAGGAGCAGAUCUUGGUGGGAAAGUACUCUGUUGAAUUCAAGCUGUCGCCAGAGCUUUGGGAUCUUAUUGCUAAGUUGUUAACUAUAAAUCCUGGAGAAAGACCAACAAUAGAUGAUGUUGUGGGCUUUCAAUGGCUGAAGCAUGGCAAUGAAGGUUCUCCCAAUCCCUUUAGAGAGAACGAUGAGGACAGCUACCCAGACCCCACUGUGAUGGCCAUCAUGGGUGUCAUGGGUUAUAAGCAAGGACAGAUCCUGGAAGCUUUACACGAGAAGAAGUUUGAUCAAGUGAUGGCCACCUACUUGAUUCUUAGGCAGCAGUCACCCUGGGAAGACAUUACAAAAGAUCUUCAGCCCAAGCAGUCUGCUGGAACCUUGAACCUUACAGGCCCUCCCACAACACCUAAAGUGACUAUCAAGAGGGGAUCUAGUGUCUCUAUCCUUUCCACUUCUUCCAGUUUGCACACUCUAACUGAGAGUCCCGAGAAUGACAAAAAGGGGAGAACGAGGUACAGUAGGCCUCCCACCCUGAACUGCCCUGACAAGAAAACAGCCCCCAUUCACAGAAUCUGCCCCCAGUGUGUGCAUGAGGCUAAUUUCACGAACAGCACCUCGGGGGAUUCAGAGAGCACUAUUAACACCUCCGAUGAAAUAUGUACCAUAGUGUCUUGCCCCCAGUGUGUACAUGAGGCUAAUUUCUCGAACAGCACCUCGGGGGAUUCAGAGAGCACUGUUAACACCUCCGAUGAAAUAUGUACCACAGUGUCCUGCCCCCAGUGUGUACAUGAGGCUAAUUUCACGAACAGCACCUCGGGGGAUUCAGAGAGCACUAUUAACACCUCCGAUGAAAUAUGUACCACAGUGUCCUGCCCCCAGUGUGUACAUGAGGCUAAUUUCACGAACAGCACCUCGGGGGAUUCAGAGAGCACUAUUAACACCUCCGAUGAAAUAUGUACCACAGUGUCCUGCCCCCAGUGUGUACAUGAGGCUAAUAUCCCGAACAGCACCUCGGGGGAUUCAGAGAGCACUGUUAACACCUCCGAUGAAAUAUGUACCACAGUGUCCUGCCCCCAGUGUGUACAUGAGGCUAAUUUCACGAACAGCACCUCGGGGGAUUCAGAGAGCACUAUUAACACCUCCGAUGAAAUAUGUACCACAGUGUCCUGCCCCCAGUGUGUACAUGAGGCUAAUUUCACGAACAGCACCUCGGGGGAUUCAGAGAGCACUGUUAACAGUUCCGAUGAAAUAUGUACCACAGUGUCUUGCCCCCAGUGUGUACAUGAGGCUAAUUUCACGAACAGCACCUCGGGGGAUUCAGAGAGCACUAUUAACACCUCCGAUGAAAUAUGUACCACAGUGUCCUGCCCCCAGUGUGUACAUGAGGCUAAUUUCACGAACAGCACCUCGGGGGAUUCAGAGAGCACUGUUAACAGUUCCGAUGAAAUAUGUACCACAGUGUCUUGCCCCCAGUGUGUACAUGAGGCUAAUUUCACGAACAGCACCUCGGGGGAUUCAGAGAGCACUGUUAACAGUUCCGAUGAAAUAUGUACCAUAGUGUCUUGCCCCCAGUGUGUACAUGAGGCUAAUUUCACGAACAGCACCUCGGGGGAUUCAGAGAGCACUGUUAACAGUUCCGAUGAAAUAUGUACCACAGUGUCUUCAGCACUGGAAACUUAUUCCAGUAAGUUAUCCUGGAAUGUGUCCGAAGCUGGCCCUAACAAAUCAAAGAGCAAGGCGUCCUCACAGGAUGUUUUAUCUCAUCACACCACUAUGGAGGAAGUUCAGUGCAGAGACGUCAACAUACAAGGUGAAAUUAUCGGUUCAUCUCUCCCACAAACCUCACCUCAGGAGGACCUCAGAGGACAGCCCCACAGCAUGUCUACUGCUGGUCGGAGAGGUGAAAGGAGCAGCUCAUCUCUCCUACAAACUGCACCUCAGGAGGACCUCAGAGGACAGCCCCUCAGUGUUGCUACAGCUGCUUCAAAGUACAACAUGACCUCACAAGAUAGAUCAACUCCAUUCUCCAGCAAGGAGGCCCAGGAUGAGGGUCCGAUUGUACAAGAAAAAGACCUCAGCCCAUCCUCCCCAGAAACAUCCCAGGGACACCUCAGUGGCCGGAGACAGACUGCACCCAGAGCCCCCUUUAGAAAGCGGAUUUGGAAGAGCCUACAGAGCAGGAUUAUAAAAGGCCUGAGAAGUUUAUGCUGCUGCAUACCAACAGAAAAGAGGGAGCGCCUAGGCUGCAACAAAAUCCUGCCUGUGACCUUAGAGGACCAUGGAGGGAGCCAAGGUAACAGUGCUGUUGGAGGCACUGUGCUCCCCCAAAGCUGAAACCAGAGAGUGAAGAGCAGCAUGCUGAGGAUGCACAGGGCCGCUGGAGAGAGCCAGCUACCUGUCGCCAGGUGUACCAUGAGCCAUUAGAAGAGAGAGCGGCACCGGAAGCAGAGGAGGACCCCAGAGGGCCUGCCCAGUUUGUAUGUGUUCAAGAUGAGUAUUGCUGACCAGGUUGGAGCCAGACACAGAGGAGGAACGAGUUUGCAGGGAGUGUCCAUCUUGUGCUCAUUUGGGAAGGUAGAGUGUGUGGGAACAGGAGCCACGUGAAGCCAACACAUGGCAUGGUGCACAUUUUCCCCCAGGGCAUCCGGUCCUGUGCAAGGGAAGGCCCACCAGCUGUGCUUUGAGUGGAAGCAAGGUGAAGUCUGGAGUGUUUGACAGUUGGAUUCAGAGAUGGAGCUGGUUCCAAGCGUGAUCGUGGAUAGAAUCUGUUGAUGGAAAAACAAUGGCAACCCCCGGCCUGACAGUGGACAUGGCUGGUGCUGAAGCUUUGUGUCUCCAGGCAGCAGGCUGGGAAAGACUUUUGCUGCCUGUAUGACCCUAUGCUGGGGCUACCAAGGAGACUCCUGGGACUACACUCAGCAAGGGACAUUUUCAACUGGAUGGUGCUUAGAGCAGGAGAUGCCACUCAAGCCCUAACACACUGGAUGGAAGGGGGAACACACAGGUCUCCUUGAUGGAAGAGGCUUCUGAUUGACAGAGAAUUUGGGCCAGAGGCUUACAAGCAGAUGGACUAAGAGCAACAAAAGAAAAUAUCUACUGAUCCAGGUAACACCCAGGCCCUUGUACUAACUCCUUGUUUUGGUGGAACAGUGUCUGAGGCAGCUUGGAGACUUACCUCACUGAGGGUAAUGCCUCUCUGUCCUGGCAGGAGCCAUGUGAGGGUGAGGUGCUGCUCAAGUCCCCUCCAUCUACUCUAUGGAGUCAGCUGUUGUUACUGUUUUCUCGGUCACCUAGGCAGGGACACCACUUUUCCAUCAGAAGUACUGCCGGCUGCAAGGGACAGACAUAGAGAACACUGACAGUAAUUUGAGGGCUUUUUAGAGUGGGUCCCCUUUUAGAGAGUGACAUCAACCAAUACCUAGAGAACUGAACCAUGAAGACAGUCUCUAAGGAAAGGUCCUAGAUAGUGAGAGCUGAGGGACUGAUGACUUUAUGCCUUGUGUAUCCAGGUGAAGAUCAGCCAUCGAGGAUAUGCUCAGAGAGCUGGGCAUAAGAUUGCUCUGCAGAAGUGUUACCAAGAAAGACAGGCACCAGACAAAAAGAUAUACGGCACAAAUAUCUGAAUAAAGAGAUUGUUUUCUUGCUACAAUAAAUUCCUUUGUAUAUUUGAA